CCUACCUUCCUACGUGCCUAAGUACACCGUGCUUAUUAUGACAGUGCCUAGUAGCUAAAUACCGUCCCCUUCUUCCCACACCCUUCUCUGAUACUAAUUACAUCAUCGAGCCGGUUGUUCCAUCGACACAACUAUAUAUCUUUACUCUUGGUCAACUUCUUGUAACUUGAUUGACAGGUUCUUGUCAAUAGGCCCUAGAGUUGUGAACUGCAUUGGUAAGGAGUCGAGUAACUCCCCUGAGAAAUGAAUGUGAUUAAACUCCAAAGGAGAUUCCCUCAGUUCGAGCAAUCGGAGAUAUUUUCUCUCCAAGAUGCAUUUCGGAAGCUGGACAUUGAUGACAAAGGCUCUCUUGACGAAGCCACUGUGAUCAAGGCUACUCAACAAUCAGAACGAAAACCCUAUGAUGUCGUGCGUCAGGCGUUGAAGGAGGUUGAGCUUGACAGCUCUCGCCGUGUGGAGCUUGAGGAUUAUGUGGACCUUAUCUCCAAACUUCGCUUUGCACGGACGCAGAACCACGCUGCUUCAACUCCUGCGGCAGUGCUUCCGGGAAAUGGAGCUGGCCCAUCUCGGCAUGUCUCCAAAGGCAGCAUAGGAGGCAGAAUCCAUGUCCAGGGUUCCUCAGCAAAUGUAACACAUACUAUUAACGAGGAUGAAAGGACAGAAUUCACCAGACAUAUCAAUGCUGUUCUUGCUGGCGAUCCAGACAUUGGCCACUUUCUGCCUUUCCCUACCGAUACGUUUGAGAUGUUCGAUAAAUGUAAGGACGGCUUGGUGUUGGCGAAAUUGAUCAACGAUAGCGUUCCGGAUACGAUCGAUGAGCGUGUCUUGAAUAAAGCUGGAAAGAAGAUCAAGGAGCUCAACGCAUUCCACAUGACCGAAAACAACAAUAUCGUCAUCAACUCAGCUAAAGGUAUUGGCUGCUCUGUUGUGAAUAUAGGAAGCGGCGAUAUUAUAGAAGUGCGCGAGCACCUUAUUCUGGGUCUGAUCUGGCAGAUCAUUCGUCGGGGCCUCCUUGGCAAGAUUGACAUCAAACUUCACCCUGAAUUGUACAGGCUUCUGGAGGACGAUGAAACUUUAGAACAAUUUCUACGCCUCCCGCCUGAGCAGAUUCUACUGCGCUGGUUUAAUUACCAUCUAAAGAAUGCGAAGUGGGACAGAAGGGUAUCGAACUUCUCCUCAGAUGUCAAGGAUGGUGAAAACUAUACCGUUCUCUUGAAUCAGUUGGUACCAGAGACCUGUUCGCGAAAGCCCCUUCAGACCCAGGACGUAGUUCAGCGGGCAGAAGAAGUUUUGACAAAUGCGGACAAAUUGGGAUGUCGGAAGUUCCUGACACCCUCCUCGCUGGUUGCAGGAAACCCUAAGCUGAAUCUGGCUUUUGUGGCGAAUUUGUUCAAUACUAUUCCAGGCCUCGACCCAAUUACCGAUGAAGAAAAGCUCGAAGUUGAGGAUUUCGAUGCGGAGGGGGAGAGAGAAGCCAGAGUUUUCACCCUUUGGCUUAACUCGCUCGAUGUACAACCAGCUGUCAAUUCAUUGUUUGAUGACCUUCGGGACGGGACGAUACUCCUUCAGGCAUAUGACAAGGUCAUCCCUGGCAGUGUUAAUUGGAGACAUGUCAACAAACAGCCAGCCUCGGGAGGAGAGAUGAUGCGUUUCAGAGCAGUGGAGAACACUAAUUACGCCACCGAGCUCGGUAAGCACAUCGGCUUUUCUCUAGUAGGUGUACAGGGUGCCGACAUCACUGAUGGCCAACGUACUCUCACUCUGGGCUUGGUUUGGCAACUGAUGCGACGAGAUAUCACGAAUACUCUCUCAAGCUUGGCUAAGCGUAUGGGCAAGCGUGAGAUAACAGAUUCGGAGAUGAUCAAGUGGGCAAAUGAGAUGUCCCAUCGCGGCGGCAGAUCUUCGUCAAUACGCAACUUCAAGGACCAGUCGAUUGCUUCAGGUCUUUUCCUCCUUGAUGUGCUUAAUGGCAUGAAGAGCAGCUAUGUUGACUACGAUCUUGUAACGCCUGGUCGGAAUGACGAGGAGGCUUACGCAAACGCUAAGCUGAGUAUCAGCAUAGCUAGGAAGCUGGGUGCCACGAUCUGGUUGGUACCUGAAGAUAUCUGCCAGGUGCGUUCUCGCCUGGUAACAACGUUCAUCGGCUCCCUCAUGGCCACAUACGAGAAGAUGCAGUGAUACUGGGCAAUGUUGGUUCUUAGCAGUGUACCUUUCUCUUUCCUGUUCAGUCUUUCGUGUGCAGUCUUUGUUGUCCCUGAAGUGUCUGUAUGCAGU
Molecule: messenger RNA, 2274 nt
Organism: Aspergillus sclerotioniger CBS 115572
Lineage: Eukaryota; Fungi; Ascomycota; Eurotiomycetes; Eurotiales; Aspergillaceae
Gene: sac6
Product: fimbrin
Exons: 5
Coding region: 244-2178 (644 amino acids)
Biological process (GO): actin filament network formation; actin filament bundle assembly
Cellular component (GO): actin filament; cytoplasm; actin filament bundle
Molecular function (GO): actin filament binding
Source: RefSeq, a predicted model, not a curated record